GUUUAGUUACGUUUUGCUGUGUGAUCAAGUAGCACGUGGUAGCGUUUUCUUGUUUCAAUGUCGAAAAGCAUGUUAAAGAGUACAUUAUUCAGUAUACAAAAUAUUUAAAUAAGUGUUUACAAGUAAUAAUUUUUAUUGUUUGAUUAUUAAAAUAAAAUAGUUUAGGCAUAUUAUCUUUAACGGAAAAAUACAACAUUUAAAGUAUACACGCUGAUAUUUCCAACAGUACAUCUAUAAACAUUUUGGAAAAUGAACAACCAAGAAAGGAUAUUACCUGAAGCUAACAUACGAUCGUGUAUCGUAGUGUUAGCCAGUUUCUUGGUCAAUGGUCUUGUUUUUAGUUUUAUCAAUUCCUAUUCAGUGACUUAUGUAUAUCUCUUGAAAAGACUAGAGGAUGCUGGUGUCAGUGAAGCAUCGUCAAAAGCAUCAUUGGUUGGCUCUUUGACAGUGGGAACAACAUUUCUAAUGUCACCUAUCGCUGGAGUUCUCGUUGAUCGUAUAGGAAUUAGGACAACUACGUUUAUAGGUGGUUUUAUUGCUACUAAUAGUUUAUUAAUAUCAUCAUAUUUCACACAUCAAGUGGAAGUAUUAUACGUAACUUACGGCCUAUUAUAUGGUAUUGGCGCAUCAUUAGCUUAUACGCCUUCAUUGGCUAUUCUUGGUCAUUACUUCAAAAAAUACCUUGGUCUGGUAAACGGUAUAGUUACUGCUGGAAGUUCAUGUUUCACUAUGUUCAUGCCAUACAUCGUAGAUCAUUUACUUGUUAAAUUUGGUCUAGAUAACUGUUUAAGAUGGGAAGCAGCGAUGUCAGCCAUGCUAAUGGUAUGCGCUUUGGCAUUCAAGCCUACAAUCAAAGUGGACAAAUCGGAUAUGCAUAAAUCCCUGUCUGAAGAACUGCGAUCAUUGGUCAAUAUUGACAUUUGGAAGAACCCUAAAUAUGUUAUUUGGGCCACAAUGAUUCCUCUCGCUCUCUUCGGAUACUUUGUCCCUUACGUCCAUUUGGUGAAAUUUGUUGAUGACCGUUUUCCACAAAACGAUGGUAAAAUAUUAGUCACGUGUAUAGGCAUUUCCUCGGGAAUCGGUAGAUUAAUUUCAGGACCAAUAUCUGAUUAUAAAGGAGUUAAUAGAAUCGUUAUGCAACAGAUGUCUCUGUUUGUUAUUGGCUUGAUGACUAUGUUUAUCAUUACUGUACCAUACUUUUCCAUACUAUUGAUUAUUACAUUAAUAAUGGGACUUGCUGAUGGAUGUUUUGUUAGUGUCAUGGGUCCAAUCGCUUUUGAUUUAGUUGGUCAAAAAGGCGCUGCACAAGCCAUCGGAUGCAUUCUUGGUCUAUGUUCUAUACCACUGACAGUCGGCCCACCUGUUGCUGGUUGGAUGUACGAUAAGUAUAAAUCUUAUACUGGUGCAUUUUUAAUUGCUGGACUACCACCCAUGAUUUUCGGAAUACUAUUAACUACUACACGGUGUGUAAGGAAAAGGAAUAUGGAAAUGGCAUUAGAAGAUAAGGAUCUAAAUGAACCAAAACUUCUUGACCCAAUGCCUGAGUCCUACAGAAAAGAAGACCCUGAAGAAGUUUGUUGAUGACACAUUAUUUUGCAGACAAGUACAUACCGUAUAAUGCCGCAACCAUCUCUCUUUUGUCCGCAAAUAUAUUUGAACAUAAAGUAUUUACAAAACAAAACAAAUCAAAUUGACUUAAUUUAUUUUUUAAAUUGGUGAAACUCCACAGCUAAUAAAUACUACCUACUUAAUUGUAUAUAAUAUGAUCAUAAUAUUGUGUAUCACUUCUUACAAUAAUAACUACCAAUAUUAUAGUAUUAAAGUACUGUAGCAUUAUCAUUUUUUAUAAACAUACAAAUUUAAAGUUAACAUGUCAUAUAAUUAUAUUUUUGUAAAUAAUUUAGAAGUACAUUUUUAUAUUGUACAUUUUUUUUUUUUUUUGUAUCACGUAAUAAAAACCUUUGACUAAUAAU
Messenger RNA from Metopolophium dirhodum (rose-grain aphid), 1973 nucleotides. It is a transcript of the gene kar, whose product is annotated as monocarboxylate transporter 10. Gene Ontology annotation, biological process: transmembrane transport. The coding region runs from base 250 to 1581 and encodes 443 amino acids. The transcript has 9 exons. Lineage: Eukaryota; Metazoa; Arthropoda; Insecta; Hemiptera; Aphididae. The record is from RefSeq and is a predicted model, not a curated record. Gene Ontology annotation, molecular function: monocarboxylic acid transmembrane transporter activity.